CUCUCUCUUUCUCUCUCUCUGCUCUCAUUCCUUUGUGCUUGUUCUUUUUUUAACCUUUCGCUCUCACUCUCUCUCUCUCCUCCCUCUUACUGCGUGUGUGUGUGAAAAACAGACGCCCAUGUGAGCAGCAGCGGUGGUCCCGAGCGUCAGCGCCAGAGAAAUCUCAACGGCACCAUUCCAGCGUUCUGCUGCGGAUCAGGCGACGGGCAUGUGAGAAGAUGUCCGUGGGAGGCUGCGCGUGUCCCGGCUGUUCCUCCAAGUCUUUCAAGCUGUACUCCCCAAAGGAACCGCCCAACGGCAGUGCUUUCCCCCCCUUCCACCCCGGCACCAUGCUGGACAGAGACGUGGGCCCGACGCCCAUGUAUCCCCCCACAUACCUGGAGCCAGGAAUCGGGAGACACACGCCGUAUGGAAACCAGACAGACUACAGGAUAUUUGAACUCAACAAGCGACUUCAGAACUGGACUGAGGAGUGUGAUAAUCUGUGGUGGGAUGCUUUCACUACUGAAUUCUUUGAAGAUGACGCUAUGCUGACCAUCACAUUUUGUCUGGAGGACGGUCCGAAACGAUACACAAUCGGCCGGACGCUAAUUCCACGUUACUUCAGGAGCGUGUUUGAGGGCGGAGCCACUGAGCUCUACUACAUCCUCAAGCACCCUAAAGAGUCUUUCCAUAACAACUUUGUGUCUCUGGACUGUGAUCAAUGUACGAUGGUCACACAGAACGGCAAACCCAUGUUCACACAGGUUUGCGUGGAGGGUCGUCUGUAUCUGGAGUUUAUGUUUGAUGAUAUGAUGAGGAUAAAGACGUGGCACUUCAGCAUCAGACAGCACAGAGAACUCAUUCCCCGCAGCAUCCUGGCCAUGCACGCACAGGACCCACAGAUGUUGGACCAGCUGUCCAAAAACAUCACCAGAUGUGGCCUCUCCAACUCCACCCUCAACUACCUCCGAUUGUGUGUUAUCCUGGAGCCCAUGCAGGAGCUGAUGUCCAGACACAAGACGUACAGCCUGAGUCCCAGGGACUGCCUGAAGACGUGUCUCUUUCAGAAGUGGCAGAGGAUGGUCGCUCCUCCCGCUGAACCGGCCAGACAGGCACCAAGCAAACGACGAAAGCGCAAGAUGUCGGGCGGGAGCACGAUGAGCGCGGGCGGUGGCACCAAUAACAACAGCAACAGCAAGAAGAAGAGUCCUGCAAACAGCUUCCCACUGUCCAGUCAGGUCCCUGAUGUGAUGGUGGUAGGCGAACCCACUCUGAUGGGGGGAGAGUUCGGUGACGAAGACGAACGACUGAUAACGCGGCUGGAGAACACGCAGUUUGACGCCGCCAACGGCAUCGACGACGAGGACAGCUUUAACAACUCGCCCGCGCUGGGUGCCAACAGCCCCUGGAACAACAAGCCUCCAUCCAGCCAGGAGGGGAAGAACGACAACCCCACCUCACAGGCGUCUCAGUGAGACUCAGGGCUGGGGGCGGGAGGGGGUGAGGCUGGGGAAAGCCAAUGGGAGCGUUGGGAGUCAGAUGGGAAGAAAGAAGAGUUGGUUCAUCUAUGUGCAGAACGGCACCCAGCGCUGGUCUUCCUGUGUUCGCAGGAAAUAAACACAGAUGACCAGAGAUGAGAGCCAGAACAGUUUACACACACAGACAGACAGAGGACUCACAGAGUUUCUAAUCAAGCGCUCAUGGUUUUAUUCUUGUUGUUUUAUGGGGUUGAACCUCCUCUGAGGAGCAUGUAGAUAUAGUUCAUUAAGUUAAGAUGGGACGGAGAAACCCUUGGCUGGAAGAAACUGACCGUGUAAAGCGUCAACAUGUCAAAAAGGCAACAGAUGAAUCUCUAAAACUUGUUAAGAACACGUCUAGGUCAAAUCAUUUUUCUUUUUCCCAUUAUUUUUAUUACUGUAGUACAGUUUUUCCUUUUAUUGUAAAAACUGUUGUGCUACUAUUAUUAUCUGCAUAAUUUAAAACAUUUUAUUGGCAAACACGCUACAAUAAUGUAUGAAUAGAUACUUUAUUACAUAAUACAGAGAAUUGGGCGAGGUAUUGUCAUUAAAAUAAUGAUGGUUCCAAAAAUAGACAUUUUGUUUUGGUUUAGAUUUGAAGUAUGUUCACGUGUUCUUCACAGAUCUCAGAGAUUCACAUGCAUUUCCGGUCUAAAGAGUCUGGCAAGAGUUCAGGUCUUCCUCUGACGAAUGUUUGAAACUGUGAGCGCGUCACGUUUAAUAGCCUGGAUCCGUUCUUCUUUAAAGUUGACAUUUUGGAGAAUUUUAUCCGUGUUUUAUACCAGCCUCGAUUUCCCUAGAAUGUUUUUAUUUCAUUUCUCUUUUUUUACCGACAACGAAAGCUGCGAACCAAGGAGAAACGGGCCCACUGAGGUCCUAAUAAAUUCAACCCUCAGAUUCUAUUGGUUUGUAUUAUUUUUUAAAGAGAGUCAUUUAGUGUGGGCUUUUGAUUCAUUUCUGUGUAUUUGUGCUUGUAUAUUUAAGGUAGUAGCAGAGUUCUGUAAAACUGUAUUGAGAUGUAUUCCUCUUUAGAGUCACAUAAAGCCAUUCUGAUCUAAUGUGUAAAAACAGGAAAAGGUGAAAGAUUAAACACACGAGCUUCGUCUCUUCCCCGUUAUUAUUAAUAUUUUUUCCAUUUGUGUAAAACUGAAUGAGAUCAAGGGCACAAUCUCUGUUGUUUGUUUGGAUUUCAGAUCCACUUCAUACACAAAAGAGAUGCUUUAAAUGUGAUUGACAUCUUAUGUUUCUGGAUUGUUUUUCAGUCUCUCUUACAUACACAUGAAGGUUUACUUUUAUUUUGUAAAGAGAUGCCAGUUAUGCAUAACUAAAUGUGUUUCUUUAACAAGUUGGUCGUUUUUCUAUCACUCAAUACUGCUGAAAUCUAACUCGGUUGUUUUUACUCUUUCACUUUUUUUCUUUUCUCUGCUGGACGAGUUUGAAUUAAAGCUCUGCACUUGUAAUUGAAACAAACUGGUGACUUUAACCUUGUAGAUGCCCCUGACUUUGAUAGAGCUUUGUUUUUCUUCCUCUUAUUUCUGCCCUUGAUUAAAUUAAUGUAUGGAAUCAAUAAAAUAUGAAUUUUCACUUUAA
This is a messenger RNA of Paramisgurnus dabryanus, 3089 nucleotides long. RefSeq names its product LIM-domain binding 1b (gene ldb1b). The record is from RefSeq and is a predicted model, not a curated record. NCBI's taxonomy places the organism in Eukaryota, Metazoa, Chordata, Actinopteri, Cypriniformes, Cobitidae.